This is a messenger RNA of Toxorhynchites rutilus septentrionalis, 2964 nucleotides long. RefSeq lists its product as uncharacterized. The coding region runs from base 1 to 2964 and encodes 987 amino acids. The transcript is spliced from 2 exons. NCBI's taxonomy places the organism in Eukaryota, Metazoa, Arthropoda, Insecta, Diptera, Culicidae. The record is from RefSeq and is a predicted model, not a curated record.
AUGCACGUCAAUAAGCACUAUGGGAGCCUCUUUUAUGUACAGACCAGUCGUGACCGAUCAACCAACCAGUUCAUCCCUGCAAUCAAAUCGAUUUGGUUCUCCAAUCAUCGCAGUCGUCCCGGUCCUGUGUCUGUAGCUUUAGAAGAGGUCUCCCAGCCUGUUUUUCCAGGCAAGAACACAUCCACUUCGACCAAUACGCUUCCUGAUUCAAUCACCAUUCACAGAUCUCCUCAGCCAACAGCCAUAGACCAGCGGGUCGUCAACUCUGUUAAUGGCAGCGAUGGAGUCGUGGAUGGCAUCGAUGGCUCUAGCGAGGCGCGUUCAACGUCUGACAAUGAUUCGUGCUCUCCGAUCCGCUUCUACUACCAGAACGUUCGUGGUCUGAAAUCCAAAAUUGAUGACUUUUUUCUGGCUUGUUUGGAAGUGGAAUACGAUGUCAUAGUGCUAGUUGAGACAUGGUUGGACGAAAGAAUCAACUCUGUUCAACUGUUCGGCAAUAGUUUCAACGUGUUCAGGAUGGAUCGCAAUCAUAAAAAUAGCUUGCGUAAAGUAGGAGGAGGCGUUUUAAUUGCUGUCAGGAAAGUCUUCGAUUCUUGUUUAUGCACCGAAGGAAUGGUUGAUAGUCUUGAGCAAGUGUUCGUACAGAUAUCGGUUACAGACUGCACAAUUUUUGUUGGAUGUUUCUACCUACCCUGCGAAAAAUGUGGUGAUAGGAAUCUUAUGGCGAGUCACGUAAGCUGUAUAGAAAAAGUACGUGAACGUGCCGGAAUCGACGACAUCAUUGUUGUCACGGGUGACUACAAUCAGCCAAACUUGGUUUGGUCAUGCACUACCAACGGAAACAAUUUCGCGUAUCCUAUGUCGGUGCGAUCUGGACUCGGACAACAAUAUUCUUCUAUCGAGGUGUUAUUGGACGGUGUAGCACGAUGUAAUCUGAUCCAAUGCAGUACGAUUCGAAACUAUAACCAGCGUCAGUUGGACCUGAUUUUUGUCAGUGAUAGAACGGCUUGUUCAGUAACCACAACUGUCGACCCACUUGUUAUAUUUACACUUGAAAACAUUGAGUACUUGAAAUACGAAGAUGUUGUCAACCCCGGGUCACUGAACUACAGACGGAUAAACUUCACUGGAUUGACUGAAGGUUUGGAAUUGACUGACUGGUCUGCUGUUCUUAGCUGUACAGAUGUUGAGGAGUCGAUUAAUCAGUUUGGCCUCAUCGUGAACAACUUGCUCAUGAGCCAUACUCCCCGAUUCAAACCAUCACCUAAGCCACCAUGGUCGAACGGCAGGCUUCGAAACUUAAAAACCAAAUGCUCGACGGCGCUUCGGAGAUAUUCAUCGAAACGGUGUAUGUAUUCGAAGACUCAAUUCAAGGAAGCAUGCUCUGCUUACCGUGCAUACAAUCGCCAAAGAUAUGCUGGUUAUGUGAGGAGAAUCCAGGAGCAAUUGCGUCGCAAUCCAAGGAUGUUUUGGUCGUUUGUUAAAUCAAAGCACAAGGAAGAUGGUUUACCCCUGACUAUGUCACUCGGAACCUCUACAGCCUCGACGAACGAAACGAAAUGUAAAUUGUUUGUGCAGCAUUUUGCGUCAGCUUUUGGCAAAGCUGGUCCGGAAAAUCCAUCCAAUGAAUUUCUCGAUACUGUUCCUGCUGAUCUUGUCGAUGUUGACUGCUUCUUUGUAUCCGAAGAAAUGCUUUUUAGAGCGGCGCACAAGCUUAAGUCUUCGUAUACUCCUGGACCCGACGGUCUACCAGCAAUUGUUCUGAAACGAUGCAUUCAACCACUAUCAACGCCACUCCUGAAGAUCUUCAGACUUUCAAUGGAACAAGCAAAAUUUCCUGCAGAAUGGAAAAAAUCAUACAUGUUUCCAGUUUUCAAAAAAGGUGAAAAGCGGUCUGUACGUAACUACAGAGGCAUCACUUCGCUGUGCGCUGGCUCUAAGCUGCUGGCAAUAAUUGUGAGUGAAGUAAUUCGCUUCAGCUGCAGGAGUUACAUUGCUCAAGAACAACAUGGGUUCGUACCAGGCAGGUCUGUUCAUACAAAUCUGAUGGAGUUCAUCACGUUUUGCAUUGACAAUACUGGAUCCGGUAACCAAGUUGAUGCUAUUUACACUGAUCUGAAAUCAGCUUUUGAUAGGAUUGAACACGACAUUGCCUUGAAGAAGUUUGCUAAACUCGGAUUUUCUAGUAGCCUCUGCCGCUGGUUGGAAUCGUACCUCAAGGAUAGAAUACUGCAAGUCAAAGUAGGUUCUUCGUUGUCGAAUGUUUUCGUGAAUGAAACUGGAGUUCCCCAGGGCAGCAAUCUCGGUCCCUUGCUAUUUGUACUAUUUUUUAACGAUGUCACUGUACCGCUUGAUGGAAGGUGCAAACUGGUAUAUGCCGACGACCUGAAAAUAUACAUAGUUGUGGAAAGUUUGGACGAUCACUACGUUGUACAAUCACUGCUGAACAAAUUCUACGACUGGUGUAAAAAGAACAGAAUGACUAUUAGCAUUGAGAAAUGUAUCGUUAUUUCAUUCCAUCGAAAACUAAGCCGUGAGAUCUUCUAUUUUGACUAUCGUAUCAAUGAUCAAAAGCUUGAGCGUGUGGAGUGCGUCAAGGAUUUAGGCGUCCUGAUUGAUUCCAGAUUGACAUUUCGAAACCACCAGUCUGCCGUAAUCGACAAAGCGAAUAGACAACUUGGAUUUAUGUUUAAGAUUGCGAGAGACUCCCUCCCACAUUCCCACAAUAUCAAGAAGCAGAAGAAUAUCUUCCGAUGUGGGGGCCAGGAUGGUAGCAAUGAUGCAAUUGAAUCCGCGUCAAAUCGAUUGUCGCAAUACCGACGCACGUUGACAACGGCGACGACGGAGCGAUCCACCGUCGAUCCCUUCGAUCCACCCUGCUGCUGCCGUCCUAGUUCCAAGCCCGCUGUCGGUUUCAAUCUCACCUUUCGGUUGCCGCUUACCGGCACGCAGUUGGACGACUGA